AUGCUAUCCAAGCUCCCAUCAAUGAGACUCGUCUUUUUAGGUGCUCCCGGUUCAGGUAAGGGUACACAAAUAUCACGUUUAAUACAACUAUUACCAACUGUUAAUCGUAUAUCUUCAGGUGAUAUAUUACGUCAAGAAAUCCAAGCAGAGACCAAAUUGGGUCAAUUAGCCUCUCAAUUUAUCGCCCAGGGAAAAUUGAUACCGGAUGAUCUGAUUGAUAAGCUAUUGAUCUCGAAGUUACAAGAGCAGAAUUGGUUAGCUGGUAGAUCCAAAUCCAGUUGGGUCCUCGAUGGGUUCCCCCGAACCAUAACACAAGCACAGAAAUUCGAUGAAACCUUGGAUAAGUACAAUAAGAACUUGAACCUAGUGGUGGAAUUGGAUGUACCCACUGAGGUAAUCUUAGAGAGAAUUGAAAAUAGAUAUGUCCAUAUUCCUAGUGGACGUAUUUAUAAUUUGCAAUUCAACCCCCCUCGUGUCCCGGGAAAAGAUGAUAUUACUGGGGAACCACUUGUGAAGAGAUCCGAUGAUUCUGCAGCAACAUUUAAGAAACGACUCCAGGAGUAUCAUGAGACAUUGGGUCCCUUGAAGGAAUAUUACCAGAGUCAAGGCCUCCUACAGACAAUAUCAGGUGAAACCUCCGAUAUAAUAUUUCCAAAACUUCUCAAUAUGAUUCAUAAGAGGUUUCAUACGGGGAUCCAGAUACGUCCCCCUUCUACGGAGUCACCGGGGGUUGAGGCUUUAAAAUAA
Naumovozyma castellii is the source of this 747-nucleotide messenger RNA. RefSeq names its product adenylate kinase ADK2 (gene ADK2). The record is from RefSeq and is a predicted model, not a curated record. Bases 1 to 747 code for a protein of 248 amino acids. The transcript has a single exon. Lineage: Eukaryota; Fungi; Ascomycota; Saccharomycetes; Saccharomycetales; Saccharomycetaceae.